Sinocyclocheilus rhinocerous is the source of this 2468-nucleotide messenger RNA. RefSeq names its product forkhead box O1 b (gene foxo1b). Lineage: Eukaryota; Metazoa; Chordata; Actinopteri; Cypriniformes; Cyprinidae. Gene Ontology annotation, biological process: regulation of transcription by RNA polymerase II. The record is from RefSeq and is a predicted model, not a curated record. Gene Ontology annotation, cellular component: nucleus. Gene Ontology annotation, molecular function: DNA-binding transcription factor activity, RNA polymerase II-specific; RNA polymerase II cis-regulatory region sequence-specific DNA binding. Bases 195 to 2096 code for a protein of 633 amino acids. The transcript has 3 exons.
CAGUCAUUUCAUUUAAAACCGCGCUAGGCAUGGUUCGAGCCAUACAUCGCUGAGUUUUACAGCGCGAUCAGACACAGGGCUUCACUGUCAGCUCUGAUCAUGUGCGAUUGUUAGAGUGAGCAAACUAGACAACAUCUUAACUGCACUUAUCCUCUGUUUAAGGACAGUCGGCUGACUUCGGCUUUGAUUUUGUGAUGGCAGAACCGCAGCAACAGCUGGUUGACAUCGACCCGGAUUUCGAGCCUCUCUCCCGGCCGCGCUCAUGCACCUGGCCGCUGCACCGACCGGAGUUCAGCGAGCCGGGGAGCUCCAACACCUCCUCCCCGGCACCGUCCGUCAAGCCUGAGCAAGGUAUCGUGGACUUUAUCAACAGCCUAAGUUUACUAGAAGAGACCGAGGACUACCAGGAGGAGAAACCCGUCCUUUUGAACGACUUCCACUGCCAGGACAACUGCGUUCAUCCCCAGCAACAGCAUCCCCAGCAGCCGAAUACCCAGCUGACGCACCCGCAACAGGUGCCGCCGCUCCCCGCCCCUGCCAGCAGCUCCAGCCCUGCAGCGGCCCAGAGGAAGAGCAGCUCGUCUCGCAGGAACGCCUGGGGGAAUAUGUCAUACGCUGACCUCAUCACCAAGGCGAUCGAGAGCUCCCCUGAGAAGCGGCUCACCCUGUCUCAGAUCUAUGAGUGGAUGGUGAAGAGCGUGCCUUACUUCAAAGAUAAGGGCGACAGCAACAGCUCAGCCGGCUGGAAGAACUCAAUCAGACACAAUCUGUCCUUGCACAGUCGUUUCAUGCGCGUCCAGAAUGAAGGAACGGGGAAGAGCUCGUGGUGGAUGCUGAACCCUGAGGGGGGAAAGAGUGGCAAGUCUCCACGCCGGAGAGCCACUUCCAUGGACAACAACAGCAAGUUCACGAAGAGCCGCGGACGAGCAGCCAAGAAAAAGAUGUCGAUGCAGGGUGGACUGGAUGGUAGUUCUAACAGUCCUGGUUCUCAGUACCCAAAAUGGCUCGGCAGCCCCAACUCUCACAGCAAUGAAGACUUUGAACCCUGGACCACCUUUCGUACCCGCGCCAGCUCUGAUGCCAGUACGCUCAGCGGCCGUCGCUCACCCUUCCUACCUGAGGAGGAUGAGGCUGGUGAGGUUCCCAUCGGGUACCCAGGCACCAAACUGGGUGGCCCCCUCCCCAGCCUGUCCGAAGUGGCGGGUCACCACGGUUCUGAGAACGUGAUGAUGGACAAUCUCUUAGACAACCUCAACCUCAUCUCACCCAAAAAUAACACCCAGGGCAGCCAAGACACCCAAACUGCAUUGUCUUCGUCCAUGAUGCAGGGUAGCCCUGGGUACCCGUCUUACAACUCUCCCAGUAUGGGUCCUCAGCCCCAAGUCCAGCAGGACUACCGGAGGUGCCUGUAUGGACAGGCCGGGAUGGGCGGACAGAGUCCCAUUGCCAUACCGACUUUAUCAGACAGUCAACCAGGAGGCUACGGACCCUUCGUGAGUCAGUACAACUGUGCCGCAGGGUUGCUCAAAGAGCUGCUGACCGCAGAAGCCGAUCCGAGAGGGGACAUGAUGCAGCCUUUAGAGUCAGUGGGGUCUGGAGAAGGGCGACGGGUGCUACCUAGCUAUGCUAGUCAGGGACAAAUGGGACAGGGGGGCAAAAUGAUCACCCAUCCUCACCUGCAUGGGCACCCGCGCUUGCUUCAUCAAUUGCCAUCACCAGCAAUAGGUAUGAACGGCUGUGCCCUGUUGCCCCACGGGCAUCCUGUUCGCCUCGGUAACAUGAAGCUACAACCACACCUGCCUCAUCAUGCUCAACUGGGUAGAGGUGGAGGCGAAGCCAGAAUGCCAAAUUACUCCAAUGGCAACGGUUUCCACAGGCACGGACCGGGUCCUCACCACCAUCACAGCCACCCGGAGCGGCUGCCCAGUGACUUAGAUGACAUGUCGAUCGAGCAGCUGGAGUGUGACGUAGAAACCGUCCUUCACGACACGCUCAUGGACGGCGAUGCUCUGGACUUCAACUUCGACCCCAUGAGCAGUCAACAGAGUUUCCCACAUGGAGUCAAGACCAACACACAUAGCUGGGUAUCGGGAUAAACACCUUAUAUACUCAAACAUAUACACAUUGGCGAGGAAGGCUGUUUUUGAUUUAUAAUAUGAAUUAAUCAUAACAAAUGUGUGUCAAUAUAUAUGUAAAUAUGUCAUAGACAUAUAGCAGGUCAAUCAACAGUUGACUAAAGCAGACUGAAUGCUGUAGGUCAUACCAAAAGGCUACACAUACAAGAGAGAUUACAAGCUUACAUUUCCUUCCCAUCUGCAAGGACUCAAUUAUUAAAAGUCUAAAAUAAAACAAUUACGAACGAAAAUAAAACAAAAGUAAAAUAAAUAAAUAGAUUUUUGGCAUCAUUGAAGCCCAUCUCCGCACAGUUACGACUUUAUUUGCCGUAAUUCUGUCUUUAUUUCUCACAA